Molecule: messenger RNA, 2508 nt
Organism: Durotheca rogersii
Lineage: Eukaryota; Fungi; Ascomycota; Sordariomycetes; Xylariales; Xylariaceae
Product: aminopeptidase Y
Exons: 2
Coding region: 382-1851 (489 amino acids)
Biological process (GO): proteolysis
Molecular function (GO): metalloexopeptidase activity
Source: RefSeq, a predicted model, not a curated record
CUCAACGUCGAUUUUUUUUAUAGCCGUUAUUGCUUUGAAGAUCCUAUAAGUCUCGCGGCCCGCCUUCGGCGGGCCCCGGUAUGUUGGUCUUCUUACGGUGUCCGCCCUUCUAGAUCCUGCCUCUUGUUAGCAUAUGCUCAGAUUUCAUGCUUGUCGCCCCAUUGGCGCAGCUAGAAGCCUGCUUUACUCUAGGAACUUGCACGAUAUGCGAAUUGGACCCACCACGUCGCAUAGCGCCGGCCGAGCGAUGUAUCCGCUCCCACGAGACCCGAAGCUAUAAAGUGAACCCGCCCUCGCGCUCUUCCGCCGCUCUCCCUUGUUCAGCACCCCUCCAGGACACUGUCGAGGCUGGGAAUCUGACAAUCACCCCUCCCCAUCACCAUGAAGGCUGGCACUGCUCUCGUCAUGGGCCUUCUGGCCCUGGGCGCCCACGCCUCCGAGACUCUCACUCCUGAGAAGGCUGUGGCCGACAUCAAGACCCAGGAGCUCCAGCGCAACCUGUGGAACUUUAACAAGAUCGCCCGUGAGAAUGGCGGCAAUCGUGCCUUCGGUCUGCCUGGCUACGAUGCCUCGGCCGAUUACAUUCUCGAGCGUGCUGAGAAGCGCUUCGCCACUACCGUUAACGUCCACAAGCAGUACUUCAACCACACCUUUACCCUUGUCAGGGACAUCUCCGUGACUGGCCCCGAGGGUGAGAAGGUCGAUGUAAUCGCUCUCAUCUAUAACCCUGCCACCCCGGGUGAUGAUGGAAUCACCGCGCCCCUCAUCGACACCCCCGUCGAUGACGCCCGUGGAUCCAUGUGCUUUGAGGACCAGUGGGCGGGCAUCGACGCCACCAACAAGCUCGCCCUCGUCAAGCGUGGCACCUGCGCCAUCGCCGACAAGCUCAAGCUCGCCGCUGCCCACGGCGCUGCCGGCGUCAUCCUCUACCACAACGCCCCCGGCGCCAUCCCUGGCGCCACCCUCGGUGCCGCGAACAUUGGCCUGCUGCCUCCCGUCGGCACGAUCUCUCUGGCCGUCGGCGAGGCCUGGUCCGCUCGCCUUGCUGCCGGCGAGGAGCUUGUCGUCAGGCUCUACGUCGAUGCCGUCUACGAGAGCCGCGAGACCUAUAACAUCAUCGCCGAGACUAAGGAGGGAGACCCAAACAAUGUCAUCAUCCUCGGCGCCCAUCUCGACUCUGUCCAGGCCGGCGCCGGCAUCAACGAUGACGGCUCUGGCUCUUCAGCCCUGCUCGAGAUCCUGGGCUCCUUCAAGAAGUACAAGGGCUUCAAGAACAAGGUUCGCUUCAUAUGGUGGGGCGCUGAGGAGUCCGGCCUCAUCGGUUCGCUCUACUAUACCCGCACCCUAUCCGAGGAGGAGCGCGACAAGAUACGUUUCUACUUCAACUACGACAUGAUCGGCUCUAUCAACCCAAAGUUCGACGUCUACCAGGGCGACAACGCCGGCGACGCCUACGGCGCCGACCUCCUCGAGGAGUACCUGCUCGAGCAUGGCUUCCCUGCCCAGCGCGCCCCCUUCGGUAGCGGCUCUGACUACGUCGGCUUCAUCCAGAUAGGCGUGCCUUCCUCCGGUCUGCACACCGGCACUACCCCCUACGACCCCUGCUACCACCUCGCCUGCGACAAUAUCGACAACAUCAGCUGGGAGGCCCUCACCAUCAACACCAAGGCCGCCGCGCGCGCCGCCGCCAUCUUCGCCAAUGACCUGUCCGGCGUCCCCCCCCGCACCAAGACGACUCCCGCCAAGCGCAGCGUCCAGGCUAUCCGCCGCGAGUUCGAGCGCUGGGCCACCAUUGCCGAGGAGUCUGACCACGCCCAAUCCUGUGCCCACGGCAAGCAGGAGGUCGUCUAAGCCCUCUCUGCUUAGUGCGAUUGUAAUUACUAUUAAGAGUUGUAGAUAAUAUCUAUAUGACGAGACUAAUUGAUGAUAAUCGUCAACAGGGUAUGCCGAAGGUAGUGGGUGCUGAUGCGUGAUAACUGCCUCUGAGAGCCUUUGACACUAAACUCCUUUGAAAGAAGAGGCUGGCAGAGUAUAAGGACUGGUAAAUCAACUGUACUGAGCUCAUUACUUGUACAUACAUCUAUGCAGAGUACAUAAGAAACCCGGGCCGGAGGCCACUAUUUCGGAGCCGACAUCCAAGCCACCCGUAGCUUUGGCGCCGCCGUGGCUAAGCGGGUGCUCGCCGUCCCGUGGAGCUCCCUCGCCAUACAUCCGUACAACCGGAGACCAUGACCAGGACGAGCAAGCACCCAACUAUAAGCCUACUCGCUACCCCCUCAGGGUCGGCCAUAGCGCAGAUGCUACCCGGCUUUAACAUCUAAGCUAGAGCACCGCUCCACGAGCCACCCCUUCGCGAGCCAUCCUUGUAUAUAUGUAUUGAUAAAUAAACGGCUUUUGCCCGGAAGAAUUAGAUAACUUUUUUCUAGGUUAAUGAAUUAAUAAUAAAAAGAGUGUUACGGUUUCAAGAGCUGUUCGCUAGGUGAAAGGGUGUAAAUUAAAGGAAUAAAG